UCCGCAGCCGUAUCUAGAAGGCUGCAUACAUUGCGAUGCCUCCGUCUAGCCCACUGCCUCAGUAUGCCUAAGCCAGAGUUGAAAAGGGCUGGAGUUUUUUUUCGCGUGUGUAGUCACUGAGCAGCUCGGGGUUUGAGUGAUCUUUACUUUCACAUACAGUUAACCAGUUAAGAUUCGUGCAAUUUCACGAUUGCGCCGAAUGAGGGAGAGGGGCAUCUGCAUUUCCGCUCCCCACCACUCUUCCCUAUUCUCUGCUGCUAGCUGCGAUUGUAAAGGUAAUGUAAUCCAGAUUGUUACUGAACGCACAGAGGGAGAAAAAAUGUUUGAAAACGUCACGUCUACCGAUGAUCACGUUUACGGAUCUUCAAUUAUCCCUUACCAUGAAGAUAGGUGGCGUACGUUUCUGCGGCCGCACUUCAGGGACUCUCUUUAUAGAAAAAUGUCAUUCCAACAAGCGGAACACGUCAGUCCGUCCACAGGUUGUGUUUCCUGGUGUGGGAGACAACGGAGCGAUCAGUUCCAACCUGCACAGCAGGAAUAACGGUCCUUCUUCAAGUCUUUAAAGGUUUUCCCUCUCCCCCUUUAAAACAAAACCUCGACUUCUUCAUGUUUCUUCAUCUUCAUCCUGCCGAUUUCUUACCAGACUUAACAAACAACACAGCCAGGACGAAGCAGGACCGUAAAGCGUCGUGAAAAGAGCCGGGGGGGACGAGCCGAUGCCGAGUCCUGGAAUCUGAUCAGACUCUUAUCAAUGAAGCAGCGGAUCAUGGCGGAUGGCCCCAGGUGUAAGAGGCGAAAACAAGCCAACCCCAGGAGGAAAAACGUUUUGAACUAUGAGAAUGUAGUGGAUACGGGUUCAGAAACAGACGAUGAAGACAAGCUUCACAUUGCAGAAGAAGACAGUAUUAUAAAUGCCCUGGACCGAGAUUCCAGUCCGGUGACUAUGCCCAACCACAAUUCUUCCCCACAUGGGAACCAAGUAUUGUUGCCAAGAGAGGAUGAAGAAAGUGAGAAGAGAGAUUGUGUCAUGGACCACACCUGGCACAGCAGGGAGACACUCCCAGUCUCAAUACAUGGUACUGAAGAAAUGAAGGAAGACUAUGACACCAUGGGGCCUGAAGCCACACUUCAGCCUAGUAGAGGUAAAGGUACAGGAAAGACUGUCGAUUGCACGUCAGAUCUCGAGGAGUAUUUUGCCAAACGGAAGCUUGAGGAAGGAGACAGCCACGCGGUUAGCAUUGCAGAAUACUUGCAGCGGAGUGACACAGCCAUUAUCUAUCCAGAAGCGCCUGAAGAACUUUCCCGGCAUGGAACACCGGAGGCCAAUGGGCAAGAAGACAAUGAGCCGCCACCUGGAACUCCAGAUGCUUUUGCCCAACUGCUGACCUGUCCAUACUGCGACCGAGGUUACAAGCGCUUGACAUCAUUGAAGGAGCACAUUAAAUAUCGACAUGAAAAGAACGAAGACAACUUUGCCUGCCCUCUGUGCAACUACACAUUUGCCUACCGCACCCAGCUUGAGCGACAUAUGGCUACGCACAAGCCAGGGAGAGAUCAGCACCACAUGCUGACCCAUGGUGCUGGUAAUCGCAAGUUCAAAUGCACAGAGUGCGGCAAGGCCUUUAAGUACAAACACCAUCUGAAGGAACACCUGCGAAUUCAUAGUGGUGAAAAGCCAUAUGAGUGCCCAAACUGCAAGAAGCGCUUCUCUCAUUCCGGUUCCUACAGCUCACACAUCAGUAGCAAGAAGUGCAUUGGCCUGAUUUCAGUCAAUGGCAGGAUGCGACCCAGCUUAAAACCGGGCUCCUCUCCUACUUCAGCUUCCUCCUCCCCUACCAAUUCAGCAAUUACCCAGUUGAGGCACAAGCUGGAGAAUGGCAAGCCACUUGGUAUUCCUGACCAGACAGGACUACUUAAAAUCAAGACAGAGCCAUUAGAUUUCAAUGACUACAAGGCUAUGAUGGCUUCCCAUGGAUUUGGCUCUUUCCCAAAUGGUGGGGUAGGAACUGGCAGCCCAAUGUCAAUCAAUAGCUCAGUUCUGAGUCCCAUGCAGCACUUUGGCGUAAGCAUGGAAGCACCAGUAGUGGGUUUUCCAAAUGUAGCAAACAGUAACUUAAGUGAAGUCCAAAAAGUCCUCAAAAUUGUUGACAAUACUGUGUGUAGACAAAAAAUGGACUGCAAAUCUGAAGAGAUUUCAAGACUUAAAGGUUAUCACGUGAAAGAGCCACAAUCUCAAGCUUCCCUGGCUGAGGAGCAAGGAAUUACCUCCCCUGUUAUGCCAUCAGUCGGUCUUCCAGUAGUCAGCCAUAAUGGUGCCACUAAAAGUAUUAUCGACUACACACUAGAGAAGGUGAAUGAAGCCAAAGCUUGUCUUCAGAGUUUGAACACGGACUCGCAAAGGCAAAUGAACAAUUUGAAAAAAGACAGGCUACGGAACAUGAGCUGUUCAGCUUUAGAUCUUGGCAUGGAUGAAAAGACAUUUGAAAACAACCAUGUGUCCCCUUACUCCUGCCAGUUCUGCAGGGAGGUUUUCCCUGGUCCCAUUCCCUUACAUCAGCACGAACGCUACAUGUGCAAGAUGAAUGAAGAAAUCAAAGCUGUGCUUCAGCCCAAUGAAGUUGUGACGUCAAAUAAACCAGGGAUGCUGGGUGAAAGGCAUGCGUAUAUGUUGUCCUCCCUCCUUUCAGAAAAAAAUAUUCCCAACCCCAUAAAUGCUUAUAAGGACCACAUGUCUGUAUUAAAAGCUUAUUAUGCCAUGAAUAUGGAGCCAAAUUCUGAAGAACUACUGAAAAUUUCCAUUGCUGUUGGCCUCCCUCAGGAUUUUGUAAAAGAAUGGUUUGAGCAAAGGAAGCUCUGUCAAUUCUCCCAUUCCAGGUCACCAACACUGGAACGGACCAGUGCUGAGUUGGCACUGACUACCACUGAGACUUUCAUAAAUAAAGACUGUCUGUCAGCUAAGCUUCCAGCAGCAGCGUUAAAGCCGAUGGACUCAAUAACAUCACCUUCAAUAGCAGAACUGCACAACAGUGUUACUAAUUGUGAUGCACCUCUCAGGCUUAAUAAAUCUCAGUUUAUCAGUAUUAAACCCAUUGGUGAUAAGAUGGACCACUCAAGGAGCAAUACUCCUUCCCCUUUGAAUCUUUCCUCUACUUCCUCUAAGAACUCCCAUAGUAGCUCAUACACUCCAAACAGCUUUUCUUCAGAAGAGCCUCAGGCUGAGCCACUGGACUUGUCUUUGCCAAGACAAAAGAAUGAACAUAAAAGCCUUGUCACGGGAAAAAUAAGAAAUAAAGCCAAUAGUGUUAUCAUUGACCAUAACAGUAUUUCCUAUCCAUCAGAGAAUCCAGAUGAGCCCUUGAACUUGACUUUCCUAAAGAAGGAAUUACCUAAUAUGAACAACACCUUAGAUAAAAGCACUAAGCCAGUAUAUAGUACAAAUCCAUUUAGUGCCAAACCUUUGUACACAGCUCUUCCACCACAAAACGCUUUUCCCUCAGCUGCUUUCAUGCCUUCGGUCCAGAAUAAUAUUACAAAUCUGCGACCGUACCCAGGGCUAGAUCAAAUGGGCUUCCUCCCACAUAUGGCCUACACAUAUGCAACAGGUGCAGCUAACUUUGCAGAAAUGCAGCAGAGAAGAAAGUACCAACGAAAGCAAACGUUCCAGGGGGAAUUGCUUGAUGGAACCACAGAUUACAUGUCAGGCUUGGAUGACAUGACAGAUUCAGAUUCUUGUCUGUCCCGAAAGAAGAUCAAGAAGACAGAAAGUGGCAUGUAUGCAUGUGACUUGUGUGACAAAACAUUCCAGAAAAGCAGUUCCCUUCUGCGACAUAAAUAUGAGCACACAGGAAAGCGGCCACAUCAAUGUCAAAUUUGUAAGAAAGCUUUUAAACACAAGCAUCAUCUUAUUGAACAUUCACGACUGCACUCUGGUGAGAAACCAUAUCAGUGUGACAAGUGUGGCAAACGCUUUUCACACUCAGGAUCGUACUCACAACACAUGAACCAUAGAUAUUCCUAUUGCAAGCGGGAGGCAGAGGAAAGGGAAGCAGCCGAGCGAGAGGCCCGUCAGAAGGGCCACUUAGAACCUGCGGAGCUACUGAUGAAUCGGCCCUACUUACAAAGCAUUACUCCUCAGGGGUACUCAGACUCUGAGGAGCGAGAAAGCAUGUCAAGAGAGGUGGAGAGUGAACGAGAGCAGGAAAAAGAAGGAGAAGAGGAUGAGGAGAAACUGGUCAGACAAGAUGGGGAAGAGGAAUUUGACGAAGAGGAAGAAGAAGAGAGUGAAAAUAAAAGCAUGGAUACAGAUCAGGACACAAUAAGAGAUGAAGAGGAGAAUGGUGACCACUCAAUGGACGAUAGCUCAGUUGACGAGAAAACGGAAACCAAAUCAGAACAUGAAGACAACGUGGAAGAUGGCAUAUAAUAACUACUGCAUUUUAGCUUCCUACUUCUUCCAGUAGUAUUGUUACUUGCUUGAAACACUGCUGUGUUAAGCUGUACAUGCACGUGCCUGAUGCUUCCUGGAAGCCUGAGUGUUGGACAGAUGGGGCAGUCUGUCAGAUGCAAAAAAUAGGAAAAAAAAGAAAAAAAACAAGACAGUGUUAGGACGAAUUAGUCAAGUUUGGGUUGUGAAGAGUUGCAUUAUGCAAAAAAAAAAUGUUCAGUGUUAGGGCCUAAAAAAAUGUGUGGUUCCAGCAGCCUAAAUUACCCUUCUGUCAAUAGUUUUUUUUAGCACAAAAUAUUGGAGUAUAUUGCAUUACAUGCCACUUGUAUUACUACACAAAAUUUUACAAUGUAUUGUCUGUGUUUUCUACCUAUGUAUAUUAUUACACAAGAGCAACUUGAAAAUGAAAUGCUUGUGCUUUUACCCAUACAUGCAGUAUUUUAGUGGACUGUUCGUAGUUUGACCGAGCCAUUAGGCCUAAUUCUGCAACCACACAAUAUUUUAGGUUCCCAAGAAUUCUUUGAAGGAUCAUGAAAUGAUGCACGUGUAAUUUUCAGAAAAUGAAGUCUUAAAGUGGCCCAGCUAUGGAGGAAAAGAGAGAGAGAGAGAGCGCGCGAGAGAGCGUGAGUGCGUGAGCGAUUGAGAGAGAGAGAGAGAGAGAGAGAGAGAGAGAGAGAGAGAGGCAGAGGAGGUGGAGAAAGCCUUUUGAAAGGUGGUUUUAAAAAGCCUUAUAUGCAAACCUUUUAAUCUGUGUGUUCUGCAAGUGCCAUCCUUGUAUAGUGCUAAAUUAAGGUAACUAAAGUUACCUUGCACCAGCUUCAGUGUUAAACAGCUCACCCUGUUCUUUGAAGCACCCAUGUCAGUAUUAGAAUCUAGGCAGCAGUUCCUUAGUUUACAUACGUAUGUUUGUGCAAUUUUCUGUACUUUUUUUGUUCAUUAACUUGUCAGUAUUACACCAAACUUUGCAACAAUUUGCAUUCAUUUUAUUUUAGGUCAAAUAACAUUUAUUUAUGUUGCUCAUUUUAUAUUUCCUAAUUUUAUUUAUUUCAUACUGUAGUGUACAGUAUUAUAGUUCUUCAAUAUAUAGAUAUAUUUUAGUAAAGGAACAUGAGGUUGAUCAUUUGGGCAAAUUUUACGUAAUGAGAAGAGCAUUUAUUGUGUUUUCAAACAUUAAUUGUGAGAUACGAAUUUUCGAUUUAUUAUUUUAUUUUGUUUUCCAAUUACUGGAUUCCAAAUUUGAGAACUUUUGAUACGAUCUUGUGAAAACACUGUAUUUUCGACUGAAAAUUCCACUUUCUUCAUCUGUUUUUUAGCUAAAAAAAAAGAGGGACUGUUAAAAUACAAUGUAUGAUACCAUGACAGAAAUCUUUCCUGAAUUGUCUUUGUAAAAGUAUUAUUAAAUUUUCAAUUUGUAAUUUCUCUUUGAAAUGACCAUGCUCGAAUAAAAUGUAGCCAAACUAGGACCUGUUACGUGCAGCUUAAGGUUCUAUGGACAUCACUACAGCAAACAGAUGUGCAUAAUAAUGUAUAAUGUUUCCUUCCUAACUGUAGGAUUGUCUUCAAACCAUAAAGAAUUACAUUUUCAUCCAUAGCAUUGUUAACAAAAAAAAUAUUUAUUAACUUAAAAUUUAUAUUGUCGUCCUAUUUAUUUCACUCAAUGUCCACUUUUAUAUUUCUCUCACCAUCUCAAAAUAAACAAAAUUAUAUGGUUGGAUUUAUUUCAUAAGCUUGCUGAGGGGAAAACAAGUGACUAAAUGAGUGCUGGACACGUUGUAUAAAACUGACGUUGCACGAAGGAGAUUUAUUCCAUGGGGGUAGCCUGUUUUUUUUGUUGAUUCAUGCUUUAGAGGUGAUCUGCACCCAGACCUGCAGGGUACGUUCUUUCAUCCACUGUUCCAAUAAGGUGUAAAGCACUGUCAAGCAAUGUAACACAACUGGUGCAUAAAACAAGGACUUUGUUUAAAGAGACACAUCUAGAUUUUAUUAGUAGUAAUUAAUUUGAAGGAAAAUCAAUAUUGAGCUUUUGAUUAAGGAUACAGUACUUUUAAAGUUGUGCACACAGCUUCAUCACUUUAUAAUACAGGCUGAACAAAAUGAACUACUGCCUUUUUUGAAAUAAAGAGAGUGGGUUUCUUGAAGGAAUAGGUCAUAGUCAUUUGAACAGUGCCUCCAUAAUAUUGUAACUGGGGUCUGGUUACACUUAAGUCUGAAUUUCCAGUAGGCGAUUAAGAUACAUUACAUGUAAGGAAGACAAAUCGGAGAUCAGAUGAUAUCUAAAGGACUAGUGAUUGUGAUUGACGUGCAGUUUUUUUUGAACUGCCAAACCAUUGAUUUUAAAUGGCUUUUACAGCUCAUUUAAGUUGAUCUCAGGAAUAUACCAAUUAAUUGAUUGGUGUCUUAAAACAAAACAUCAAUUUCUUACUGGUGCAAGUUGAGAGGAAGACUUUUAAAAGACAUCCAUUACAAAAUCCAAUUAAAAAAGGUAAUGUCAGACUUGCCUGAGGUUGUAAAAUUCUUUUCAGCUAUUCAGCUUUAUACGUAAGCAAGCUAGCUAAAAUUACUUCAACACUCUACCAUUUAAAAUGUAACCACUUUUUCUUAAUUUUUUUUAUUUUAAAACCCAUAAAUGCUUCAUAAGGUGCAUUUACACUUUGUGUUGGUAUAGAAGUUUUUCUACUAACAAGAAUUUCUCUUACCAUCAGCUAUGAUUUUGCAUUUUAAUAGCACUGUAGAUACUAGCUUUCUAUAAAAAGAAUUGAUAAUUUCCCAUUGAACAAACCUUUCUUAAUUUUUUACUUGUAUUUUCUGAGAACUUAAAAUAUUUUAUAUUAAAUUAAAGGGAAGUCACAGAACUGUAAUGAUUGAAAAUUUCAUAGGAUUUUACUUCGUAUUACAUUCCCCACAACCAAAAAAUAUACUAGAAUCCCAUAAUUGCAUUGACAACGAAGUCUGAUAGAGUGUAAUUCAUAGGGUAACAAAAUAAAGCAAGUUUCAAUCUCAAGUUCAACUUCCCUUAUUUAAAAACCUGCAGUGCACUAUUGAAGGCAGCAUUUGGGAUUUCAAUAAUAGCCAAGCAAUUUGUUCAAAUAAUUGGAGGUAGAUUCUUACCAUUCACAGUAUCUUAAACCAUCAUUAGUGACUUUUAAGGCAUUACUUUGUACACUCAGAAUUCUGAGUUUCUGUAAGGCUGCUCGAGCAGCUUCUCUGCUUGACCAGAUUUGAGACUGUGUAGCAGUGAUUAUACAUUUCUUGUGACAUUAGGAAAAUAGUCAAAAUAAAUAUGCAAGGAUAAGUCCCCUAUAGCAUUUUUACAUUUAUUUUCUUAAAUACUUGUUCGCAAUAUUAAAGGGAGAAAAAGCUUUGUUCCUUAAUGCUUUACUGCAUUGGCAGGUAUGGAUAUGGACAGCACUUUAAACAAGACUGUUGUUUAAGUGCUCUCUGAAGAUCUGUGAAAUAGCUUGGACAUAAUUGUCUGCAAGAAUAAAAGUAGUAAAGAUGAUUAUAUGUCUGUUGGAGAAUGCCUGGAGCAUUUUGGUAAUAUUUUCACUGAACAUCCAUAGCAAUAGAAGAGCCUUUAAAAGAAGGACUGUAGUAAAAUAUACAUGUUUCAUUCAAAGUGCCCAUAAAGCAGUAUAAAGUGAAGCUUUUAAACCCUUUGCCAUCUAAGGUUUUUUUUUCAUUUUGUUCUGUAAUUUCUUUUACGAUUGAUUGAUUUUUAGUUGUAAGAAUCAGCUCACAAGAAUCCUUGAGAAUAAUAAUAUUAUAAUCCCUCUAAGGAGAGGAAGAAGUAUAUUUUUUUUCCUUGAGCUUGACCCUUAAUACAACAGCAGAUUUCUUCUUGUUACUACCUAUAUUCACAAUAAUAUAAAAUAUUACAUGAAAUGAUCCCCUUUGGAUCACUGUAAAGAGAUCAGUUUAAUUCCCAAUCCAACCGUGGGAAAUAACCAAACAGAUAACGUAUUAAUAACCUCAAAAUGGUUUAGAGGUUAUUGCGUACUCUGUUCUAACAUGUAUAAAGAGAUCUUAUUUAUUUUCGUACUUAAGCAUGUUUGUUGUUAGGACAUGGGUAGAAAGGUUUGUAAAGUGAUAAAAAUAGAAGUAAGAUUUCUAGAGUUGAUUGGAUUCUGUGUGGACGUGUGAGUGAACAUUUCUGAAGAAAGCCCAUGAAUGCUGUCAUUAACACGUUAAACAAGAACGCAGCAAAGGCAGGUUUAUAAAUAGUGAUCUAAUAAAAGAAAACAAAGACAUGUUGCCUUGUUCCAUCAAAUUUUAAAGAAGUCUGGACACAGCUGUGCCAAUGGUAACAGCAUAAAAUCAGUGUUUUGAACAAAUUCUACAAUGGACCAUCUGAUUUUUUUUUCAGUUUCAGUAAAUGAUUGAACUGCACUUAACAUUCAAGCCACGAAGUCCAUACAAUUUAAACAGUCCACAUUACUUUUUCGAGAAACAUACUUCAUGAUUUGGAAUGUAGUUAGGCUUCAGAUUGCUCCCUUUAAAAAAUUCAAUAAAGCAAUACAAAAAGCUAAUACUAAAUAAAUUUGUUUUCUUCUGCUGUAAAUGCGCAAUGGUGUCUGCAUGUGCUGUUACCAUCAGAAGUGUUGCUACCAAAAUUAAUGGGAUUUCUUACUGAAAAUUAGAAUUUCAAUCUUGGGUCCUAACACACGGUCACAUCACAACUGUUAAAUGUAUUUUACAGUGGGACUAAUGAUGUGUAUGCAACUGGAACAGAAAUGUUAGUGUAGAAUUGAUCUGCACUGUACAAAAUGAAGAAGAUUGUCAUUCAGAGAAUUUGAAGAAUGAGGGAGUCAAAAGUUUACUUAUUAUAUAAAAUUAACUUUUUAAAUAAAUUAUUACAGAAAUGCUUUGAUCAAAUGAUGAUGUGAUGAGAAUGAUAUUUUAGCAUGUGAUCUGAAUAUGAUAAAAAUGCCAUUUAAUAAUUCCUCAGCAAGUUACAUUGCAGUUACUUUAUGCAUCAUAUCUAAUGGAGAGAAUUUUGUACAAGCUGUAAACCAUUUUUAAAACAUAUGCCGGAUGCAUUCGACUGUAAUCAAUAAAGCACAAUUAAUAUGCACAACACUGACUAAAUACUGUUAAACCACACAAGACAAGUUAUAA
Messenger RNA from Mobula hypostoma (lesser devil ray), 9559 nucleotides. RefSeq names its product zinc finger E-box binding homeobox 2b (gene zeb2b). The record is from RefSeq and is a predicted model, not a curated record. The transcript is spliced from 10 exons. NCBI's taxonomy places the organism in Eukaryota, Metazoa, Chordata, Chondrichthyes, Myliobatiformes, Myliobatidae. Bases 752 to 4423 code for a protein of 1223 amino acids.